GUACAUACUAUUGAAUUUCGAAACUCUGAUAUUUGAUUUCAUAUACUGUUUUACUCUACUGCAUACCUAGAUAUACCAAGAUCAGCAAUCUCUUGAGCCCCAGGAAAACUUGCCAAAUCUGCUUUGAGCUUUUCAGCAUUUCUUUUGGCAACAUAUUCGACAUCAAUUUUGGGGUCCUACUCACAAUGGCAAAGUCACAGGCUACCAAAGGAGUAUCUAAAGUACCAAACAAAGUCUUGUACAGUAGGAUAUCAUAUCUAUAUCAAGCGGCGACCUAUCUGGCUGUACAAGACAAAGAGAGUCAAGAACAAUCGGCCAAGGGAACCGCACUAGACUCAUCAAUGGAGGAUGUCAUGAAAGAUGAGUCAAAGGAUGUAGCAAAUAUCACAGAGGGACCACAUCAAGCUCUCUCUCGUAGAUUAAUCACGGAUCUACGCUCAGUCUCAUUGAAAGGAUUAAUGCGAAUGUCUCCUGAUAUGAAGCAUUCUAUCUGUAAAAAUUGUCAAACUCUGUUGCUGGAAGGUACCACAUGUACUGCUAAAAUUGAAAAUCAAAGCAAGGGUGGAAAUAAACCCUGGGCUGAUGUCCUGGUUCGAAAGUGUCAUACUUGUGGGCUGGAAAAAAGAUUCCCGCUGGCAACAGAGAGGCAACCAAGGAGACCAAGAAGAUCCGUCCAAGAUGCUAAAACUAGUGCAACUUGAACACGAACGCACGGAUUUCGCGGCGAUCGAGAGCCCAUCAGCCAAAAGAUACCUUGCCUCCGAAAGCUUCAUUGUUUGUACAAUUUUGGAUGCUAUGCUGGAUGACAAUUGCAUCAUCAUUAGACUUCCACGACUCGGCGCCUCACAAGCUUGCCUUACACCACAGAGUCACGAAGACCAUUCAUUUCGAUGCGGUGACUAUAGCAGUUACGGUUAAGGGUUUUCUUAUAACUUGAACACUGGAGUACACAUCGGUAUUCGACAAGCGAGCCUAUUUAAUAUGCAGCCAUUUUAGAACGAGCUGUUGACAUACCAGAGCUGUAAGGCUGUGUAGAAAGCUUAUGAUAUUCGGGUUCUUCUCUAUGAGAGGUAAAAUACUUUUUACCCACUCACUAAAGAAGAUACUCUACUUUCGGCAAAUAUUCUUCUAAGUUCGAAACCCUUAUUCACGAAUGGUAUUUCAAAUUGUCGGGAUAGGUCAUCACGGAAUCUAUCAAUUACUAUUCAAGAGGGCACUCUUCUAAUUGAAGCGAGAUUUGGAAGCUUUGAUGCUCAUCAUAUUCGGUGCUGCUCAACCACUCUGUAAACUCUUCCAGGCCGAGUUCGAAUACUAUUGUUAAGUUAAUCGGAGGAGAUGUUGCUUAACGCCAAGUUACAUCAAAUAUGGACCUUCGUAGUUGAGAGCCAACUCCUAUCGCUGGCUCUGUUUUCCCGUGCUCAUUGUCGAUAUGAGCAAAUAUAGUGGAGGUAGAAAUUUGGCUACUUCAAUGUCGAUAUAAGAAUUUCUAGACGAGAAUCGCGUGGCGGUCAGCGCGGCCUUAUUUUUUUUGAAAAGGUCAUUGUUUGGGAUUGAGGAAGCCAAUGAGGUAUGAUGGUUUGUGGUUGAGUUGAGAAAUGGAGUAUGGUUGUUUGACGAUAUGUUGAACAGUAGGGGCCGAACGGUAAAAGCGGAGAGACGGGAUCAAUUUAAGGUCUAGUAAGCCUAGAAAGCUUGGAAAUUGGUCGAUCAAGUAGUGAGAGUUUAAUCGAGAGCAAUGAAAAUUCACCUAGAUACAGUGCUCUAUGACUACA
This is a messenger RNA of Botrytis cinerea B05.10, 1772 nucleotides long. RefSeq lists its product as hypothetical. Bases 186 to 701 code for a protein of 171 amino acids. The transcript has 2 exons. Gene Ontology annotation, biological process: tRNA processing. Lineage: Eukaryota; Fungi; Ascomycota; Leotiomycetes; Helotiales; Sclerotiniaceae. Gene Ontology annotation, cellular component: nucleolar ribonuclease P complex. The record is from RefSeq and is a predicted model, not a curated record.